Molecule: messenger RNA, 3341 nt
Organism: Fundulus heteroclitus (mummichog)
Lineage: Eukaryota; Metazoa; Chordata; Actinopteri; Cyprinodontiformes; Fundulidae
Gene: adgrg7.1
Product: adhesion G protein-coupled receptor G7, tandem duplicate 1
Exons: 14
Coding region: 308-2611 (767 amino acids)
Biological process (GO): G protein-coupled receptor signaling pathway; cell surface receptor signaling pathway
Cellular component (GO): membrane
Molecular function (GO): G protein-coupled receptor activity
Source: RefSeq, a predicted model, not a curated record
UUGGACUGAAGAAAAAUAUGUUUGUCACGAAACCAACACUGGUUCCAGCAACAGAACGCGGCAGAGUGUGAAACAUGGCGGGGCGGUGUCAUGCUGUGGGGAUGACCUUCUGCCACAAAGCAGAACAGGAAAAUGCACAUAGGAGGGUCUCCACUGGGCAAGGUGAAGGUUACUGUGGGAGGACCUGUAGAGGUCUGGAGGCGAUCUCCUCACAGUCUAAAUUCUGGACAACGUAUACAGCUAGGGUCACAGAGCAGUUUGCUGAAAUAUGUGUCAGACAUCCAGCUUAGUUUUCCCUCUAACAUGAAUGGCUCCCAUGCCUCUAGCUGCUCCUUGCAUGUUCACUGACGCUCACCUUCUCCUUUCAGUAAAUUUCUGCAAUGGAACCACCUUAAAUGGAUUCAGAUUUCCAAAUACAGCCGUUGGUUGGUUUGCGUAUUCAGCUGAAAAAUGCCCAGGUGGAGCCGGUACACCCAGAGCUACAACCAGAUGUUCCUCCAGAGAAGGAAAACCAGAGUUUGACCUGCCACGGCGCUUUGAUUGUGGACAGACUCUCCAAGACAUACAAAGAAAUCUCAGCAGUGCAGCAGACCUGGAGACCCUGGCAUCCAGCGCUCAGGUUCUCACUUCCAGACCUGAGAAUCUAAAGGCUGAAGAUAUCAUAGUAGCAGCUGACAUCGCCAACACGCUGCUGCUGUCUCCUAACGCCUCCGAGUCUGUCAGGGUGGCGGCAGUCGCUACAGUCAGCCAGCUGCUCAACGCCACCGAAUCCAGUGAGAUGGAGGAAAGCAGCACAACUCAGGGCCUGACAGUGACUCUGGAUCAGCUCGCUCUGAACCUCAGCCUUACCAGCAACACCUCCCAGGUGGUCCAACCAAACCUGGUGGUCCAGUCGGCUCAGGUCCCAGCUUCAGACACUCAGGGAGUCCAGUUCACCGCCCUCGCAGGGCUGUCUGGCAGUUUUGUAUCAAACAGGAUUCAGCUGAACACCAACGUGUCAAAGGUCACCGAGGACAGCGGCCUCAUCGACGCUCUGGUUCACAUCCAGUUCCCAUCAGGAGGACGGCAGCAGCGCUCCAACGCGUCUCUGGGCUUUGUCCUCUACCAGAACAGCCGGUUCUUCCCAUCGAGCAUCUACAGGAGGAAGGAGGCCAGCGUCAGGGUGCUGUCAGCUAGCGUCAGAGGUCUGGAGCGCAGCGUGGUGCCGCAGUCUGUGGAGAUGCAUUUCAGACCGGCACUGCCGCGGAACACAUUUCUGCACGACUUCGCCUGCGUCUUCUGGGACUACAACCUGCGGGACUGGAGCACCCAAGGCUGCUCCAAGGGAAACGCUUCAGACAAUGUUCUGAGAUGUCUGUGCAACCACACAACCAACUUCGCAGCUCUCUGGUCGUUCAGAGAAAACUACAAGUAUGCAGAAGCCCUGGGGGUGAUCUCCACCGUGGGACUUUCUUUCUCCCUCCUGGGCUUGGUUGUAACCAUCAUCCACCACCUCAAGGAGAAUUUGCAGAGGAAAUCCCGGAAACAGCAGACCCAGCUGAACUCCAAGCUGUCUCUGUUCUGCAUCUACCUCAGCCUGACCCAGAACCUGAUCCAGAACAUGACCCAGAAAUGGACCCAGAACCUUUAUCUAGAACCUGACUGUUUUCUUCUGUAUCUGCUCAGUUUGCAGAGGAAGUCCCGGAAACAGCAGACCCAGCUGAACUCCAAGCUGUCUCUGUUCUGCAUCUACCUCAGCCUGCUGGCCUUCAUCAUCACCUUCCUGGCUGGAGUCCAGAACCCCAGCCCUCAGAACAGCUCUGAGAACAAGCCCAGCUUCCAGAACCACAUCAUGGACUCUGACCUGCACGUGGAGCCGGAUCGAGGCCACUGCACGGCGGUGGCGGCGCUCCUGCACUUCUUCCUGCUGGCCACCUUCUCGUGGAACAGCGUGUACGGCACCCAGCUGGUUCUGCUGGUCCGCUCCAUGCAGCGCCAUCUGCCGCUAUACUGGACCCCCCUCAGCAUCGGAGUUGGAUGGGGAGUCCCAGCGCUCGUCAUGGCCGUCACACUGGCAGCGACCUACAGGGUGCAGAACCCGCUGGAUUACAGACAGGAGGAGUUCUGCUGGCUCGCCGCUCUGGAUAGGGACAAACACUUCAGCUUCCACAAACCCUUGUUCUGGGCCUUCCUCCUCCCUCUGGGCCUGGUUCUGAUCUACAACACGGUGCUGCUGGUGCUCACCUCUCUGACCACCUGCAGGGUGGAUCCCCGGCUCACCAGCACAAAGCGCUCCUCCCUGACCCGGAAGGUUCUGGUCAGCUUCUCUCUGGCCGUGCUGCUGGGAAUGUCCUGGACCCUGGGCUACUUUGUCCUGGUGACCACAGGAACCCUCCACCUGGUCUUCAGCAUCCUCUUCUGCCUCUGCACCACCACACAGGGGCUGCAGAUCUUCCUGCUCUUCACGGCCAGAACACGGAGCUUCCAGGCCUCCAUGAGGAGGUCCGUCCGCUACAUCUCCUCAGCCAGCAUCCCGUUUAACUCCAACAAGUACGAGCUGUGGAAGAAGGGGAACGAGAGCAGCAGCUCGGAGACAUACCGGGAGAUCCUGCACCAGGACACCAGCAUCUAGCAGCAGGAACAUGGAUCAGAACAUCGACCCCCAGCAGAUCCACACCAGGACUUCAAUGGAACCCAAUCAGAAGCAGUUCAGGGAUGGACCUGAGUUAAUGUACUGCUUUAAGGUUAAUUCAACAUCUCAUUUAAUGGACUCUGCUAAAUGAAUGGAGCCAGUCUAGAUGUUUGUGUUCUAUGAACAGUCAGGUUGUUCUGUUUAAAUGUUUUGUGUUCUUGGUUCUUCAUCAGAACAAUAAAAAGAAGUUCUGUCUGGUUUCAGCGACCGGGUCAGGAAGGACGGCUCUAUGUCUUUAUAUGAAAACAAUAAUGAUAAUGUUCUCUGGACCGCAGACUGUGUGACUUUAUGGCUGCAUUAUUGUGUUAUUGGACAGCUAAGCACAUGGUGGUGUUUGUAUUGUGACGGUUUUGAUUGACUUUUCUAGGUUUGUAGGUGUUUUUAUACCUAUAGGGGUGCCAGUCAGGUAUCCCUCCUGACAAGUAGGAUUUUAAGGUUUUUUUUUGUUUUUUACCAGUCACACAAGGACCACACACUUCAAGGUGUAGACCCUUAAGUACAAUGAAUGACAAACAAUUGUUUUACACAUAACACCAACAACAGAAAUGUUUGUUCUACAGUUUUUUGUAUUUUUUAAAUGUCCAUUCAAAAAUAAACAAAUCCGUUCCCCACAAAAAAAGAUCCUUGUUUCCUCCCAAGUAGGCAGGCUGCACCACAAACUGCCCCACAG